Messenger RNA from Vanessa tameamea, 4314 nucleotides. RefSeq lists its product as uncharacterized. The transcript has 4 exons. NCBI's taxonomy places the organism in Eukaryota, Metazoa, Arthropoda, Insecta, Lepidoptera, Nymphalidae. Bases 187 to 852 code for a protein of 221 amino acids. The record is from RefSeq and is a predicted model, not a curated record.
AUCACUCCCUGCGUGUCUCUGCAUUUAGCUGUUUCUGUUUGCUCACUACUGUCAUAUGAAUUGACGAAUAGCAGGAAAACCUAUUGAAAGAGUGUGUGUGUGUGUUCAUGUGUUGAUUUCGUUUACUUUGUACAUUGUGUGAUUGCUGUUUCUAAUUAUUAGUAUUAUAACUCUGUACCAACCAUCAUGUCUUCAGUAUGUUGUGGAACAAAGAAGCAGAAAUUGAACAAUUCGUACAGCAACCACGUUGAACGACCUAUAAAUGGUUACCUAGAAUCAGUUGCAAUUCCUGAUAUGUGUUACUUUUGUUUCGACGUCUUGUACUGUCAGCUGCAUAGUAUGGACCCGCCACAAACGCCAAAUUUUACUAACGAAGCAUAUCCCCUUUUUGUUACUUGGAAGAUUGGUAAGGAGCAUCGUCUCCGUGGAUGUAUUGGGACCUUUAAUGCAAUGCAUUUGCACUCAGGUCUUCGGGAGUAUGCAAUCACUAGUGCUUUAAAGGAUUCUCGUUUUACACCUAUAACCCGCGAGGAGGUUCCUCGUCUCACGGUGUCCGUGUCUAUUCUUCAACACUUCGAAGAGGCUGAACAUUACUUAGAUUGGAAGUUGGGCAAACACGGCAUCCGCAUCGAAUUCAUUAGCGAGCGGGGCUCGAAGCGCACUGCAACCUACUUACCUCAAGUCGCCACUGAACAAGGUUGGGACCAAAUACAAACAAUCGACUCCCUCCUCCGAAAGGGGGGAUACAAGGCAGCCAUAACGGCUGACAUGAGAAGGAGUAUCAAACUGACCAGAUAUCAGUCCGAGGAGGUAUCAGCCUCCUACAACGAGUACGUCAACCAGCGCUGCUAGCAAAUGGCGAACCCGUCCGUCCACGGGCAUCCCAGACUCGCAUAUACAAAUAAGCAAUUAUAUCGGACUAAUGCGAGUGACAUAUAUUGUGUUAAUAGCGUAGUUUCUAAGUAUACGUCUGCAUCAGCGUCUAGUGUUCCGUAUGCCACGUGGCGGUGUAACGCCCACAGAAGUACAAUGGGUCAGAAUUAUGCUCAAAGUGAUUCCUGCCCAGACAAGAGUUCGUGUUACAUCGAUAUGCUUUAAUAUUAAGAUAUAUCACUGCCAACGACAUUCCCGAGGAGAUCCAAGGUGCCAUCUUUGAAAUGAUGAUAAUUGAGGGUACUUUGACAUUUUGUUGCGAGGUUUUGCUUGUAAAGUGCUAUUGCAUUUGUUGAAUGAUAUACAGUUUGAUUUACGGUAAUUGUAUUAUGAAGGUUAACGCGUUAAGUAAUUACAGUAAGUACAAUACUAAGAAGUUAGGUGAGAUUAGUGUGUUAACCACAGUUUAAAAAGAAAAAAUAUGAAUGUUUUGACGGGCUCAUUAAUAUGUCUCCAGUACAGUCAUUUACUCAAAAUAAGAUGCAUCUACAGUUUUUUCAUUUGUCAUGAAAAAGCUUAAGAUAGUUACAUAAUUAGUACCUGGUAACAAUUUUUAAAAUAGUUAUUAUUUUUUAUCCUAAUUUACAUUUUUUUAAAUUAUCUUUGUCCCAAAUUAUUCCUAUAGUACUGUCAAUCUACUCAAUGAUAAAUCCCAAUAAGUCUCCAUCGUGUUUGGUGGCUCUUAUAUAGUUAAUGGGCCAGAGAUUAGGUCCUCAUGGAACAUGACCAGUCUCGGGCCUGUCUUACAUAUUUAUUUCAACUUCACAUACACUUCCUAACCCAUAAUAAAACCGCCAUAAUAUUUUUAUAGACAAGUCUUAUCAUUAAUAGGUUACACCAAGUAUUUAGCAUCGGGCAAAUAUCAAUGGGUACAUCAAUCUCUCCAACUCCUGCUAACAACAAAAUAAAUGUGAUUACUACAUUUUUAUUAAAUCAAUAUCGGACAACGAGCAAGCAUCACAAAUAUGAUCUUUAUUAUUUGUAGCUUGCUAUAUACGUUAUAUAAAUAAAUAGCCAGAUCGAGAUCUGCAGGUAACUCCGACUGCACUAAAUUGUUAAAUAAGAAUACAUGUCCAUGCACUGAACUCCUAUAAGGCUAAAAUACUCUAUCACAAUGAUCUGGUCCAAACCAUUCCUUUCUAAAAAUAUCCACAUAAAGUUAAUUUACUUUCUAGAUCUCACAACCCUAUAAGCACGUAAUGAUUAGCAAAAUAAACCCCAUAUUAGGUUAAGAGUGUAAAGUUAUAGAUAAAGCAAAACCUCGCAGAAGUACAAAAUGUCGUUAUUCUAUAAUGACGUUAUUUCGCUUUGUAAACGUACGUCUAUCGUAAUACUUCGAUACUCGAAUAAAUAUUUAACACAUGUGUGGAUAUUUUUAGUCAUUCUAGAUGAGUACGUGAAUUUAGACUAUAGUUGUUCUAUGCAAAGUUUAAAGUUGUUUGUGGCUCACAGUGGAAGUGUUUGUAGUGUAUAUAGUAACGUUUAGCCGUUACAAUAUACACUGAACGUUUCAACGAACUCGUUUGAUAAUUAAUAUUAAAAGUGUGAAAAUGCACGUUGUCAUAAUAAAACUCGCUAGAUUUUAGAUUUCUUAUUAUUUGAGUAUCUAUUUAAUUACAUCUGGUGUUCACUUAGAUCAUAAUUUUGACUCAACUUAUUGUUACGUAAUGUCUCUUAACACUGGCAAUAUUAUCAGUGGAAAUAUAAACGCCGAAUUAUUAUUAAAUAAUAAGAACUGAAUGGUGUUUAUUGUUCACAAUAUGCCUGGAGGUUAUAAUUUUUAAAAAUGUAUGCUAUUGGAUGAUAAUGUAGUUCUAACAUUUGUGAAUAGGUUUAACUAAUGUGAAGUUGUUAAGUUUAAUUCUUUUAAAGUUCAGCUGCUGAGAGAAUGUGCAUCAGACAGGUUUGUAAUCGACUGAACGAUGUAACGUUGAAGUUGCGAGAAUUUAUGAUAAAAAUAUUAUUGUCGUUUAUUAUGGCGUACUGACGAAAAAUGUGAUUAUGUCAAAUUAAAAUGAAUGCUAUAAUUUGCGUCAAUCAAUAUAUAUUUUUAAUUGACGCUGUUACAAUGUUAUGUGAAUUGUUUUUUUUGUAGUGUAUCGCUAGUCAUGACUACCUGACAGAUGUCAGAAACAGAUUCUCUCAGUGGCAAGAAUUUAAGGAUCGUAUUCACUAAAAUAUGACUGAUAAUACACUUAGAUAGUCAUAGCUAUCGUGUAAAGGUCUGUCAUUUUUUUUUCUAGUUAUCAAAUUGUACACGUCAUAUUUUCAGAAUGGAAUUAAAAGCAGACUUUGAUUUCUAUCAAUUUCGGUUGUUCUUGUCUUAAAAUUUAACAGGAAGGAAAGCAUUAAUACUCUUAUUAUAUUUUAUAUAUCUAGUGAAUACGAAACUUAUAAUAUCUUACUGAUCUAUAAAAUUGAUUCUGAUUUAUUUGGUCUGGGGUGGCCUUUUCAUAUAAACUUGAUAAUUUUUAAAAUAACUUGAAAAAAUUUACAUAAUGAUAAGGUAAACGUUUAAGAUCAUUAUAGAGUAAAUUAAGAAAUUAUAGUUUUAAUGAUAGAUCUUAGUGGUCGUAAAUUGGUAUUUAAUUUUUAUAUUUAAUGAUUUGGGUAGAUGUAAAAUUCAAAAGAUUAAUUAUUGCCACUAUAUUUUGCUCAGGAAUCUAUGCUCUAACAGUAAACGGCCACGAAAGGCCAAUUGGUUACUUUUUCAAAUUAAAUUCAUCAGAAAUCGCCAACUUUGUGUAUUUCAGUGGAAACUUACCCUAAACAAGUAACGGACAGACAAGGCUACUGAUUUUCAAUAUUUGCCAUAUUGAACAUCGGUUACUAUAUAUAGGAACGUAUUUAUUACCUACAUCAACUUACUGAAAACAGAUAUUGUAUGGUGUAAUUACAGAAUAAAAAUUACGGUUUACGUGAAAAGUCACCUUGAUAAUAAAGCUGUUUAAUAAAAGGUCACGGUAAUUUCGUUAGCUAUUAGUUAGUGAUAUAGCAUGAAUAUACUUUUUUACAUUUUACAAUUUUACCAUGGCAGAUCAUUGCGCACUGACAUCCAAUAUUUAAUCUGUGUACUUAGAUGGAGUUAAGUCAGACCUUUCAGGUGACGUUCUGAAUUUAUAUUAAGAUAAAAAGUUAAGAUUUGUUAUAACUUUAAAUAUCGAAUGUCAAAGCGAAAAUUAUAAAAAUAUUACAAAAUAGAAAACUAAAAUAAAAAAAAUUAUAUGAUUAAAUAAGUUUUAUUUGUUGUAGAUCGUAAGUGGCCGUCUUACUUUGUCGAUAUUUUUAAUACAAAUUGUUAUUAUUAUAUCGAUGCUUAUUUUGUUGAAGAUCAAAACUUGUCUCUGAUUUGAUAAUAAAACAUCUGCCAAAAGAAAAAAA